Molecule: messenger RNA, 3198 nt
Organism: Pungitius pungitius (ninespine stickleback)
Lineage: Eukaryota; Metazoa; Chordata; Actinopteri; Perciformes; Gasterosteidae
Product: melanopsin-A-like
Exons: 10
Coding region: 576-2219 (547 amino acids)
Biological process (GO): cellular response to light stimulus; phototransduction; G protein-coupled receptor signaling pathway
Cellular component (GO): plasma membrane
Molecular function (GO): G protein-coupled photoreceptor activity
Source: RefSeq, a predicted model, not a curated record
AGUCCCAUAGAGCGAGCGGAUGGGACUCGGGGACAGGCCUCUGAUGCAGAGCUUGUUGCACAGCUGGUCCGGAUGGCGAGGAGGCAGCAGACUAACACUGACACCGGGACCAUGUGCAACCACUGGGGGAUUUAAUAUACUUUACCAACUCAGUAACCCAAGUGUCAAACAGGAUGCAUUAGUCGGAGGACAAUUUGUUGAACCGCUGACCAAAGUGGAUUAAGGGAAUGGAUUCAACAUUUGGUACAUUUGGAGAUUAACUAGUGACGGCACGGCCACGGACAAGAAAUCAUUUUUUCUUCCAGUUUUUUCUCCAGAAGUUUGAACUUCCCAAGGUGGAAUUCAUCACCACCUCCCCAACAUUCAGUCCAAAGGAGCCAAACUGCUUGGAUGAUUUACGAAGGGGCUUCUCUCGCUGGAUCCACCUGGACAUCACUGUGGGACGACCUGAAGAAGACGUCUCCCUCGGAUCUCCUGUGCAAAUGAUACCGCUAUGGAGCCAAGGCACGACCAAAGCAAUGUUCUGAGCCCACUGCACCCUGCCAGGUUGGCAGUCCUCACAAGGUGUUUGAGCCAUGUGGUCCACUGAGAGCAUGGAGCCAGACAACGCCCACACGCAGAGAAGCUUCAUCAACAAGGUGGAUGUGCCUGACCAUGCCCACUACAUCGUUGCUGUGUUCGUCUUUGUCAUCGGGACGCUGGGCAUCACUGGCAACGCGCUGGUUAUGUUGGCCGUCUACAGCAACAAGAAACUCCGUAACCUGCCGAACUACUUCAUCAUGAACCUGGCGGUCAGUGACUUCCUCAUGGCUUUCACUCAGUCCCCCAUCUUCUUCAUCAACUGUCUCUACAAGGAAUGGGCGUUUGGAGAGAUGGGCUGUAAGAUGUACGCCUUCUGUGGCGCUUUGUUUGGCAUCACCUCGAUGAUAAACCUGCUGGCCAUCUCCAUCGACCGCUACCUGGUGAUCACCAAGCCUCUGCAGGCCAUUCACUGGGGCUCCAAACGAAGGACCACCCUGGCCAUCCUCAUGGUCUGGCUCUACUCCCUGGCUUGGAGUCUGGCUCCUCUCGUUGGCUGGAGCUCUUAUAUCCCCGAGGGCCUGAUGACGUCGUGUACAUGGGAUUAUGUCACGUACACACUGGCCAAUCGGAGCUACACAAUGAUGUUGUGCUGUUUUGUGUUCUUCAUUCCGUUGGGAAUCAUCUUGUACUGCUAUCUCUUUAUGUUUCUGGCUAUUCGCAAGACCAGCAGGGAUGUGGAGCGGAUGGGGACUCAGGUGAGGAAAUCCACCCUGAUCAAGCAGAGGUCCAUGAAGAGUGAGUGGAAGUUGGCAAAGAUCGCCUUCGUCGUCAUCGUGGUCUACGUCCUGUCCUGGUCCCCCUACGCCUGCGUCACACUGAUUUCCUGGGCUGGUCACGCCGACAUCCUGUCUCCGUACUCCAAGGCUGUCCCUGCUAUCAUAGCAAAAGCCUCCGCCAUCUACAAUCCUUUCAUCUACGCCAUCAUACACAACAAGUACAGGAUGACCCUGGCAGCAAAGUUCCCCUGCCUGAGGUUUCUGUCUCCCACUCCGCGAAAGGACAACUCGUCCUCCAUCAGCGAGUCCUCUUACAGGGACUCCAUCAUCAGCAGACAGUCCACAGCAUCAAGGACUCACUUUAUCAAGGCGUGCUCUGACACGGUGUUCAAAAAUGUAGAGAUGGAGCCAUUGGAACGGAAGUCAGGGGACUCCUUCAGAAGCGUACCAUCAUACAGACAGUCUUCCAGAGGCAGGUCCUACAAGAAAAAAACAGAGCGGAAGACCCAGGUCCCGGAGAGGCACCCAGCCACCAUUAGUGAACCUACCAGCGCCUGUGAGCAUGAACUGGUUUCCAGCUCUCUCACCGUCGCCUCCCUCCCCUUACUGGUUCUUACACGGAGACGCAGCCAGAGCCUGACCAGUGAGAUUUCAGAUGCUUGGGAGAAGAAAGGCAGCAUCCGCGAUCCCCACAAGAGCAGCUCCUUUGACUCCUUGAAUUAUAGAAAAAUCCCAUCCACUGACGGCGGGUCACUCCGGGGUGUCCCGCGCAUAAUCGUCAUCAGUCCCACAUCGGAGAGCAGCCUCAUCAAGCACGACAGUUUCUGCUUAGAGGACAGUGUUGAGGCGAUGGAGAACAAUGUGUUUGUUACCCUCAACUUCUCAUCGGAAGUCUUUGAGGCUGUAGAUCUACUGCCAUGACCAACACAUUAACAGCCACAGAUCUGCUGUUUCUCGUGUGGAUUUCUACACCACAAAUCAUUUUUUAUUGAAUUAUUGAAUAAGAAAAUGUGUCCAAACCUUUAACUGGUGCUGUAGAUGAAACAGUGAUGACGAGUUCUCAGCUGAAUCAUUUACAGCAUUUUUACACACAUUUCAUGUUUAAUCAGCUGAAGACGUCUUCAAGCCCCUUUGGGAAAGGGAAUCGAAUCCCCAAAAGAUUUCUGAAUCUUGUCUCUUGUCCAUCACAAGUUGCUGGAAUAACUCAAAGGAAGGAAAGCGCAGCAAUAACUUCAGUCUGUGAAGAUGUUUUUUUUUCGUAUUUUACGUACACAUUAAAUUCUUGUCUUGUGGUAGUGGUUUCUUUGAGCAGCGUGGACCCAUCCGAACUUUUUCGUUAGACGGUGGAACAAAGAACAGUUCAUGUAUUGACGGGGCAACCGGUCACAAGACCCAAAGGUGUCUGAUAGAACUAUAAAAAGUUAACUUUUUCCUCGUGGUGACUUUCCACGUCUUGCUCUUUGUUGACACAGCGCUCCAUUCGUUUCCUUCACGCCAGUCCUAUUCACACAAAACCAUGUGUUUGCUCCUUGGUAAAGCUACUGCGUUGCUGCCAGAGAGGGAAGCGCCACCAAUGGGGAUUUAUGUAGUAUCCUUUCUUUUUAGACUCUUAACCGAAUCUCUGCAGCGAAUGAAAGGCCACUGCUUUUGCUCUUUUAACUGUUCAAGUAUUCCUGCAAUUUGUGUCAUUUCUUCCUGCAAAACUAAUCAGCAGCAAUUACUGCAAAAUAAAGAAAAUUCCAUCUGUUGUCAACCAUUGGGGUCUGUAUCAUCUGCGUUUUAACAGUUGAUACUUCUGUUGGUUUUAUACCAACAAAGAUGAUGGUGAGGGGCAACGUAGCUGAGGAAAUGUCGGGUUGCACUGUUUCAUGUUUGUUUCUCUGAUGAUUAAAAACUCUGA